ACAUGCAAGAAUCAACGAUCAACAUGGAUUGUAUUAUUUUUAGGUAUCUUUAAUGGAUAUAUAUUUCUAGGGCAUCCUAAAUAUCUUGAUUCCUGGCAACAUAAUUACAUAUAUCUAUGAGCUCUCCACUCCAAACCACACAACCCGACCCACCAUUCUGGAUAUUCGUAUCCGCAAAUCCGGUAAAGUUACUAAUGCACUUCUCCUUGCAUUCCUUCAACCCGAUUCUCCUAACAUUAUUCUACUAUAAGUGUUUCCAAACAACACAAUAAGUUAUUGUCAAUAACUAAUCUUAUGUCCAAACAAUAUAAAACAUUAGGUCCAGUCUUUUUAAUAACUUUAUAUUUAUCUUCUUAAAAUUAUAUGAUUUAAAACUUCUCAAAGAAUUAAUACGAAGUUGAAAAUAACUAUAACUAUUUUUGCGGGUUUAGAUACUACAAAAAAGCAUAUAAUAUGAAAUUAAUUAAAUUAAUAUGUUUUUUGUUUGCAUUUCAGAAAUAAAAAAAAUUGAAUUCCUUUAAAAAUUAAUAAGUAUUAGAUUGUUAUUCGUAAAUUAUUUUUCUUCAUAGGAACAUAUUAUUAUAUAUGCUAAAUUAUGCUUGGUUUAAGUUAACAUUAAAUAGCUUUAUAUAAAAUAAAUGUUAGAAUCAGUAAAUUAACAUCAAAUAAGUUUUAUAAUUAAAAUUUUAUCAAAUAAGUAUAUAUCACAAAUUUAAUACAACAAACUAAAGAUGUUUUAUUAAAACCUCGUAAUGAUACAUAUUGAAGUAAUUAAAAACAAAAUUAAGUAAUAUUUUAGAUAAUUUUCCUCUUUAAUAAAAUAAUUUAUUAUGUAUGUUUAAAUACACUAAAAUAAAAAUGUUAAAACAUUACUUAUAUAAUAAUGUCAAAAUAUAUUGGUAUUAUAAAUUAGAUUUUUUGUAAAGAUAUUUUCGCGCAUUUAAUCGUAGGUUAUAGUCUAGUAUCUCUUAAAACAUAACAAUUAAAUGCUGAAUUUUAUGAAGUUUUAAUAUAAAGUGAUUAAUGAACAAACGUCUUAUCAAUUAAUUAUGAUUCCUCAAAGCACCAUGUUCAUUGCCCUAUAAAAUCAUCUCUCGUUCAUUGAUACCACUCAAACAUCUACCAAUAUCAAAAGCAAAAGAAAAUAUGACAAAGUCUCUUCACAUUGCAAUGUUUGUAUCUAUAGUAAUGUUAUUCACGUCAAAUUCGAUUUCUUCCCAGGAAAUUGAUCAAUAUUCACAAGAGGCACCAGGAGAUGUGAAGAUAUCUCCCACAUCGGAUUUUGAUAUUUACGUCGAAUAUCCUGAUGAAUCUUCAUUUAAAGAAGCCGAUUCACCCGCACUGGAAGCUGAGGUGAAGUUUGAACAUCAUUACACGGACAAACAGUUCCGUUUUCUUGAGGUUUGCGCUCAAAAGCUGACCUCAUCACACUGUGGAGAUGUUCUUUUCAAGAACAUGGUAGGUGAGGGAACGCCAGUAUUGUUAGCUGAAUGUUGUGCUGAGCUACUAAAGAUUGGAAAAGAUUGUUAUCUAGGAACGGCUCAAGUUAUUUUAUCGACUUACGAGUAUAGAAAUAUUGCGUCUAAGGCUAUUCCGAAAAGCAAACAUACAUGGAAUGAUUGUGUUCGUCUAACUGAGAAUUGAAACUCAGAUGGGCAGUUUGAUCGUUAUUGAGGAACUAAACUAAUUGAUAUUCCAUUGUGAUGAUGUUUUAUAUAUGCGAUUAUGUAACUCACGCGUCAUGAC
Molecule: messenger RNA, 1746 nt
Organism: Brassica napus (rape)
Lineage: Eukaryota; Viridiplantae; Streptophyta; Magnoliopsida; Brassicales; Brassicaceae
Product: protein DOWN-REGULATED IN DIF1 11-like
Exons: 1
Coding region: 1147-1644 (165 amino acids)
Source: RefSeq, a predicted model, not a curated record